AUGUCCUCCACUACUGUGCCUGUGCUCAACCUCAACUUUGAAUUGUCUGGGAUAUACGAAAGGCAACCUUAUCGACUUUUGUGGGAGGAUAACAUUAAAAUAAUUGUAGUUAAAACAUUGGCUAUUUCUUCUGAUUCUCAUGACUUACAGUUAACAAAAUGCAUUUUGCCUUUCCUGAUAUUUUUUAAUCCGGAUGAUUCAGCGACGAAUGUACCCAGUUAUGGUUCUGUUGAUAGUCCCAUGUAUGGGCCUGUGUAUGGAUCCAUAAUUAAAAUAAGUCAGUUUAUGAAUGUGAACUUGCUUCCUCGCACGUUAGCUCGCCCAUUUCCUGCAAGUUCACGAUCGGAUCGAGAAUAUCAGCCAAACCCAAAGAUAGCCCUGGCUCGACCCAAAGACUUAAAACAUCAGGCAAACCUAAAAAUCACCUGUGCGGUUCACGGCUCAACCCGAAAAUUAUCUACCACGUCAUUCUCUAUACUUUUAGCAAAACUAAGAACAAAGGUAACAUUCUAUCAAUCGUUGAAACAACUCCAGCUCACACGCGUUAAGGAAUCCAAAAAUAUUCCUCUUUUUUUGAAGUAUUCGUGCAGAGAAGACAUUCACGCCUAA
Acaulospora morrowiae is the source of this 609-nucleotide messenger RNA. NCBI's taxonomy places the organism in Eukaryota, Fungi, Glomeromycota, Glomeromycetes, Diversisporales, Acaulosporaceae. The record is from the annotation of a GenBank genome assembly.